Molecule: messenger RNA, 6765 nt
Organism: Pseudopodoces humilis (Tibetan ground-tit)
Lineage: Eukaryota; Metazoa; Chordata; Aves; Passeriformes; Paridae
Source: RefSeq, a predicted model, not a curated record
AUGUCUAUGACUGUAAACUCCUUUGCAGAUGGCCAUUUUACCUAUUCACUGAGUGAACAGUCUACCCACAUUGCUCGAGCCAGCUUCCAGGUUGAUGCUUUUGGAUCAUCUUUCAUCUUAGAUGUGACACUAAACCAUGACCUGCUGUCUUCUGAAUAUCUUGAGAGGCAUAUCGAGCAAGGUGGGAAGACAGUGGAAGUUAAAGGAGGAGAACAUUGCUAUUAUCAGGGAAAAAUUCGAGGAAAUCCUGUAUCAUUUGUUGCCUUGUCAACAUGCCAUGGAUUACAUGGGAUGUUCUAUGAUGGAAAUCAUACUUACCUUAUUGAACCUGAUGAAAACUACACUUCAGAUGAUGACUUCCAUUUCCACUCUGUUUACAAAUCCAAGUUGUUUGAAUUUCCUUCAGUCGACCUGCCGUCUGAGUUCUGGCAGAUGAAUACUACAUCACAGAAUUUUGUUGUAAGGCCAAGACACAAAAGAAGGAAAAGGCAGGUUCGUCAGAUUCCACGUAAAGUUGAAGAGGAAACAAAAUACAUUGAGUUGAUGAUUGUAAAUGAUCAUCUAAUGUGUAAAAAGCACCGUUUGUCAGUCGGCCAUACCAACAGCUAUGCUAAAUCAGUUGUGAACAUGGCAGAUUUAAUAUAUAAAGAACAACUUAACACCAGGAUAGUAUUGGUUGCCAUGGAAACCUGGGCUACUGAUAACAAGUUCACCAUAUCUGAAAACCCCUUGGUGACUCUACGUGAGUUUAUGAAAUAUAGGAGGGAUUUUAUCAGAGAGAAAAGUGACGCAGUUCACCUUUUUUCGGGGAGUCGAUUUCAGAGCAGUCGAAGUGGUGUAGCCCACACUGGUGGAAUCUGCUCCUUGCUUAAAGGCGGAGGUGUGAAUGAGUUUGGAAAGCCAGACUUAAUGGCAGUUACCCUGGCACAGACCUUGGCCCAAAACAUUGGCAUUUUCUCUGACAGAAGAAAACUUCUAAGUGGUGAGUGUAAGUGUGAGGACAUGUGGUCUGGAUGCAUAAUGGGAGAUAUGGGGUACUAUCUUCCAAGCAAGUUCUCCGAGUGUGAUAUUGAAGAGUAUCAUGAAUUUUUAAACAAUGGAGGUGGAGCUUGCCUUUUCAAUAAACCAACCAAACUUCUGGAUCCUCCAGAAUGUGGCAAUGGCUUUGUGGAAGAUGGAGAGGAAUGUGACUGUGGGACAAUAGCGGAGUGUGCCAACGAAGGAGGAGAGUGCUGCAAUACCUGCACCCUGACCGCGGGCUCCCAGUGCAGCAACGGGCUCUGCUGUCGCAAGUGCCGGUUUGAACCUAAAGGAGUUUUGUGUCGAGAAGCAGUGAAUGAUUGUGAUAUUGCAGAGAACUGCACAGGAAAUUCCAGCCAGUGUUCUCCUAAUAUCCAUAAAAUGGAUGGAUAUUCAUGUGAUAACAGACAGGGUAUUUGCUUUGGAGGAAGAUGUAAAACCAGGGACCGGCAGUGUAAAUAUAUAUGGGGUGAAAAAGUGACAGCAGCUGACAGGUACUGCUAUGAGAAACUGAAUAUUGAGGGGACUGAGAAAGGAAACUGUGGAAGAGACAAGGACUCUUGGAUACAGUGCAAUAAGCAGGAUGUGCUUUGUGGAUACCUUCUGUGCUCCAACAUAUCCAGUGUACCCAGACUCGGAGAACUUGAUGGUGAAAUCACAACAUCAAUCUUGCACUAUGGAAAAGUCUAUAAUUGCAGUGGUGGCCAUGUGAAGCUGGAUGAGGACACGGACCUGGGCUAUGUGGAGAACGGGACGCCGUGUGGGCCGGACAUGGUGUGCCUCGACCAUCGCUGCCUCCCCACCGAGGCCUUCAACUUCAGCACCUGCCCAGGCACUACCGACGACCAGAUUUGUUCAGGACACGGUGUUUGUAGCAAUGAAAUAAAGUGCGUCUGUGACCGAUUCUGGGGAGGAGAUGACUGCAGUUCUCACAUCAAAGAUGAUUUAUUUUUUGAUAAAGAUGCCAUCAAUAAAGGUGUGGUUAGCACAAAUAUAAUAAUAGGGGCUAUUGCUGGCACCAUUUUAGUGUUGGCUCUCGUUUUAGGAAUAACUGGUUGGGGUUACAAAAACUACAGAAGACAGAGGUCAAAUGGAUUAUCUCAUUCCUGGAGUGAAAGGAUUCCAGACACAAAACAUAUUUCAGACAUUUGUGAAAAUGGGAGGCCUAGGAGUAAUUCUUGGCAAGGUAAUAUAGGAGGAAACAGAAAGAAAGUCAGAGGCAAAAGAUUUAGGCCACGGUCUAAUUCAACUGAGACACUGUCUCCUGCAAAGUCUCCAUCUUCAUCCACUGGAUCUAUUGCUUCCAGCAGAAAAUACCCUUACCCGAUGCCACCACUUCCUGAUGAAGAGAAAAAAGUCAACAGGCAAAGUGCCAGGCUAUGGGAGACAUCCAUCUAGCUGCACUGUGUUCCUGGGGUCACAUCAGAACUGUUUACUUUGGAUUUUAUAGAAACUCAGCAUCACUGAGUCACUGCACAUUCAUCCUCUCUUCAGACAAUUCGAAAGAUCAACAGAGAUGCCCAUGAUAUCGCAGUGAUAACCUCCUCAUGUGGAAAGGAAAAAACAGUCUUUUUUUUUUUUUCUUUCUAUUUUUUGUUGACUUGUAUUUUAUGGAUUUGAUGAACCACCAAAACCAUAACAUUUGACAGAGAAUAAUUAGCCCAGAUGUGACAAGGCUGUUCCGCACGGUGACAUAGAAUCCCAGCUGCAGUCCAUUUGCCAGUUCUGUGUAAGAGAGGUUUUUCUCUGGUUUACUGCAAUCCUGAGUCAGACCAUAGUGGAACUGGGAACAUGCCUCACGGAGAGCCCAGCUGAUGUAAACUUGUACGCUGUAUGCAUGAACCUUGUGUUCUUUACUUUCUACAUGUAAGGGAAAAACAACAUACUGUAGUAGAGACUAGCAUGCAGGAGUAAGAAAUAUAGGAUUUUUUUUUGUGACAGGAUUUCAAGCUUUGAAAGGUACCUAUUUGACACAAACAGCAAACAAACAAAGAUUAUAUCUUUUUUUUACCUUACAUGUUUAUAAUCUCAGUAUACAGAUUGUAUAUAUGUAUACAAUGUCAAAAAUAGCUGUUAUACGUAUGUGUAUUUUGCCAAAUGCCUGAAGAAACAGUCAUGACUAACAUCAUCACACUUCAGAUUUUCUAAUAUUAUGAGCAGAUAUCCUUGGAAUUACAGAAAGUACACUACUGUAAAACUGUGUCUCUCAGAAACUGGUGUUUGACCAAAAUCUAUACAACCUUUUCAGCAUCUUAUACUGUCUUGACAAUCUCAGUUGUACAGUAGACUGCAGAAACCAGUACAGCAGCACUUUGUCUUAAAUCAUCAUAAGAGGAACCAGCCAAAAUCCCAUGUUUAGCAAGAUAACCAUUGUAUCCUCUCACAGGUGUAAUCAAGAAUGAUUUGGCAGACAACGGUCUUUAAGUCAUGUGCAGCCCAAACUUACCGAACAUUUGGGAAUACUUCUAAGUGGUCAAUUCAGGAUGUGGUGAUGUGAAGUCUGUCUGUGAGAGUUGCUGUGUCUUUUUGAUAGAGCAUUUCAAACACUGUUUUAGAUGGCAAGGCAUAGGUUUAUGAGAAGCAUAGCAAUUUCGCUGCACUAGAUAAUAACAGUGCUGGGCAAGUGGCCAGUUUCAUUGCUGUCUUUCAAUUUUAAGUUGUUACUGGAAUUGCUUUUACCAUGUGCUUGAAUGCUAUGCUUGUUGCCCCUGAAGCCCCCUUGACAAUUUUUUGGGGCAUUAAACUGAGCACAAGUGAAUUUAGCUUAAAAAGAAUGGGUUGGGGGGGAUCAACUCUUUACCAUGUUAAUCUUGUGUAUAAGUUGAUGGUUAUAUUUUAAACACCUGAGACUUCUAAGGGUUGUUGUAAAGCAAAUGCCUUCUGAUUGGGAAUUUUCAGUUAUUAAGAAACUGGACCAUAUUAAAUCAGUUUAUAAUUCUCUAGUUUUCCAAAACUGACUACUUCUUAGCUUCAGGUAGUUUCGCAGAAUAGCAGAAUAAAACACCCAGCCGUGUGGUGCAGUUGAAUACCCUACCCAACAGCUGUAUGAUUAAUUAGAUAUUAUUGUAAUGGGAACAUCUAUGGUGUUUCUGAAUCUUCUACCUCUUUCAUGUAUUUCCUUUAGUAAGUGAACCCAACACUUGCAGCCUUUUAAUGUAUUUUUUUAACUUUUACGUCUCUCAAUAGUCAGAUAUAUGUAAGAUUAAAUUAAGAAAUGUUUAAAGACGUCGGCAGCUGUAAAAUAUGUAAGAUUUUUAGAAGCAUUAUAUUUUAUGAUUAGGCUGUAUGUUGGAUUACGAAAUAUUGGCCUUGGGAUUCAAAUGAUUUUCCUGCACAGUCAACAGGUUCUGGUAAGUAUUUGGAAAAAGACAAAUAUAAGUGAGCAUAAGUGGGUGCAGACUGACCAUCUGGAAGGAGACAGUCACUUGUAACUGGUUUAGGGUAAGAUUCAGCAUUUUUGUGAAAGGUAAAUAUAUCAAUCUGCACUGAAGAAUAUCUUCUGCAAAGAUUUACUUUGAGGGUAUCUAUCUGGAUUAAAGCAAGUCGAUAGCAUGAAAUUAAGAAAUUAAGGUCUGAGCCAUAACUUGAAAUCAAUAUGUCUUUGUUGAUUUCACUGGACUUUGAGCAGGACCCUCAAGAGGUUCACCCACGUUAGGAUAUUAUGAUAACCUGAUCGUCGAUGUAUUACUCUGUUGCCUGGAAGCCGGUUUUCCCUCCAUAUUCAUAUCUUGUCUUUAGUAACUGGACUGUUCAUCUUGUGCCUUUUAUGGUAUUUCUUUGGAUACAAACUGGCAUAUUGUUUUGAAUAAUCUCAUUAGAUUUCUGUGCAUAUCUUACAUUUACCACUGUUUUCUUUUCCCUUUCUAUUUUGCCUUACCAAGAAGCAGCAAGAUUUGGCAGACAGAACUGGAUAUAACAUACUGGCUCUUUCUGCUAUGUUCAUGGCUUCAUGUUUUGCAAACAAAUGGCCCUCCUGACUGUAUUUUCAAUGUAGUAUGAACUUCCAGCUUCUUUUGUUUUGCUAUAAUUCAUUUGUAGCAUAUGAUGAUACACUUAUGUGUGUAGUGUACCUUUAACGGUCACCUUUACAUUUGGAGAUACGUAGUGACUGGAAGUCCAGUUCUGAGCACAAAGUUUAAGUUAAAUAAACGUUGAUUUUCACUUUGGUGGUCUAGAGUGAGAAUAUCACAGGAUUUGUGUUUUUGCAAAGUUCUUCUGCAGAGAACUUUGCAUCAGAUUGGUAACUUGGGAGACCUGAACUGGCAGGGCUGUGUGAGCAUCCCAAACCAGUAGAGGUUGGACAGAGAAGUUGUUUGCUUACAAGCUGUCAUUUCCUACUUUAAAAUGUAGUGUGUUGGAAAGCUGACAGAUUAAUAACCUUGAAGAUUGCAAAUAUUUUUAUCCACUGUAGGUAGUUACACUGGCAAUAGCAAUAUAAACUGCUGCAUAAUACCUCAUCCAGACUAAAACAGAGUACUUGUCACUAAUAUAGCUCAGUCAUUUUGACUCAUUGAGACUCAUGCAAUUAUUUUGGUUUUAUUUUAAUAAAUGAACUAGUUAUUGCCAACUAUGCUGUAGAUGCCUGUUGAAGAGAGGAAGCUAUCAAUUCUCAACUAGAAGUAAUUGUUUAUAUGAACAUAGGACAGGCAGGAUGAGAUAUACUUAAGUUACCUUUAUGUAUUUCAAUGUGGGAGAAGAAUCCUGUGUAAUUUAUAAUAAAAUUAAUAUGACUAACUGAUGGAGACUGGAAAAUUGAGAUUGUAUCUAAAAAUAAUGCUGCACAAUGAUGCCACAGUUUAACAAGUAAAGAUUUACCUACUAAUUCUGGAUUUGUUGGCUUAAGAAAUUUAAUAAUCUCAGGCAAUAUACCAGAGAUGGUAGUGACUGAUAAUUUACAUAUAGUUUUGUUAUAUUUAAGUAAGUAGAUUCAAGAAGAUUGAUCAUUUUAUACAGCCUAUCUUUGCUUAAAGUGUGAACUGAAGUCACAACUUGCCAGUCACCUGAAGUGUGACUUGAGUUUGAAGAUGGCUUCUUCCAAAUGAUUUAUGAGGUAUUGAACUUGUUGAGUUCAUGUGCCCAUGAAAUAAUUUUGAUUGUGCUAUUGAACAAGUAGACCUUUGAGGUAUAGCCUGAACUAAAAUCAGAAAGAAAUUGUGUCAGUAGUUAAUGUACUGAAAUCUCUUACUCAAAUCCCUAUUGCUGGUUUGGACUGAUUGGUCUUGUCAAUACAACUCUUUUCAAAACCAGAGCUAAGAAUGGGUACGCACACUCUUAUAGACAUGCAUAUCCUGCAACUUCUGCCCAAAUUUUCUGUAACUUUGUAAAUGAAUUGAUUCAUGGAUAUAAUGUAAUGUGAAAGAAGGAUGAGACUCCAUAACCCUACAGGAUAUGCUCUUCAGUUGGCCCUUAGGACUUGCUCUGUCAUCAAAUCCCUUACCUAGUUGUAAGCAAAAUUAUCACAUUCCAGUGUAAAACUCAGUGAGCUCCUGUUCUCUUCCAUCCCCUCUUCACUCUUACUGAAAAGCAUUUUCAUGAAUGCUUUCAUCAUUUUCAUGAAUGUUUCAAUGGAAACAUUUAUCCACUAACAGCUUCUGUGAGUUGGCUGACAUCAGAAAACUGCUAAGUUGGUCACCUUUUCCUACUAUGGAUAGGAUCUUUUCAAUGCAGUUAAUAAUAGUAGGUUUAGAAGAGAUAUCAGUAAGAAAUUCUUUACUCUGAGGGUGGUGGGACACUUGCACAGGUUGA